Messenger RNA from Thalassophryne amazonica, 845 nucleotides. It is a transcript of the gene psmg4, whose product is annotated as proteasome (prosome, macropain) assembly chaperone 4. The coding region runs from base 69 to 437 and encodes 122 amino acids. Gene Ontology annotation, biological process: proteasome assembly. Lineage: Eukaryota; Metazoa; Chordata; Actinopteri; Batrachoidiformes; Batrachoididae. The transcript is spliced from 3 exons. The record is from RefSeq and is a predicted model, not a curated record.
UGGUCUGCCGGUUGUCAGCGGGUAAACCCGGACGUUAGCACCGUGUUUACCGACAGUCGGUAUUCAACAUGAACCAGGACGGAGCUGAAUUUGAAGCCAUUUCGGUUCAUAACUUUUCUGAGAAGAUUCUGGAGCAGGUUGUUCACUUUCACGUCAUGAAGCUGAGCGGCGGGUUUUUCCUGUGGGUCGGUUCGAGUCCGGUUCUGUCCAACUUAGCGAUUUCAAUGAGCAGCAGAUACGAUUCGAUGCCGCUGUCCACGUUAAUUUUGGGGGAUCCAUCCGAUUCCACUCCAAAUUCUUUGGCACAGAGAUUAGCAAAGAAGACCAAAAAACAAGUGUUUGUGAGUUACAGUCUUCCGACGACAGACUCCAGUCUCGGUCUGCUGGUGGAGAACAGGAUCAAAAAGGAGCUGGAACUUCACCCCGAACAUUUCUGAGCCUCUUUUACUCAUUUCAUGUGUGUGGAAGUGAGGCUGCGCUGGAGGACGGGCGUCACAGGUCAUUGUACCACAUACAGUACCCCCCACCCCGACACACAGUCACACUCCAGCACAGUGACAUCCAGUGGUCUUUAUUGGAAUAAUAAAUUAAGUGGUUUGUUAUCAAAAACAUGUAGGCCUGUGGCUUUUUGUACAAAGGCUUCAUAUAUAUAUAAAAAAAAGAAAAAAUACUAUAAUAACACUAAAUAAACAGCAGCAGUGGCUGAAAAUUUAAACAUACAAACUAACAAAACCAUACAGGGUGCUCUCAGUAUAUUUGAAGGUGUACGUGUACGAAUUCCGACUUUAAGUCGACUAAAUUACUUUUUUAAUGCAUUUGAACCUGCAGAUUCGGGUGUAAUUGGG